AUGCAAUUCACUAUCUCUGCUGUCCUCGCCCUCGCCGGCCUCGCCGCUGCCCUUCCUCCUGCCGGGCCCAACGCUGGUGGUGUUGGCAACGCCAACGGUGUUAACAACAAGGGUAACACCGACGUUCGCUUCCCUGUUCCCCAGAGCAUGACCGUCAAGCAGGCCCAGGCCAAGUGUGGUGACCAGGCUCAGCUUUCUUGCUGCAACAAGGCUACCUACGCCGGUGACACCACUGAUGUCAACUCUGGCCCGCUCGGUGGUGCCCUCUCCAACCUCAUCGGUGCUGGUUCCGGUGCCGACGGUCUUGGUCUCUUCGACCAGUGCUCCAAGCUGGAUCUCCAGAUCCCCAUUCUCAUUGCCAUCCCCAUCCAGGAUCUGGUCAACCAGAAGUGCAAGCAGAACAUCGCCUGUUGCCAGAACUCUCCUUCCAGCGCCAACUCCGACCUGGUUGGUGUUGGUCUGCCUUGCAUUGCUCUUGGCUCCAUCAUCUAA
Penicillium angulare is the source of this 492-nucleotide messenger RNA. Its product is annotated as hydrophobin family protein. Gene Ontology annotation, molecular function: structural constituent of cell wall. The coding region runs from base 1 to 492 and encodes 163 amino acids. NCBI's taxonomy places the organism in Eukaryota, Fungi, Ascomycota, Eurotiomycetes, Eurotiales, Aspergillaceae. The record is from RefSeq and is a predicted model, not a curated record. Gene Ontology annotation, cellular component: fungal-type cell wall. The transcript is spliced from 3 exons.